AUGCCGAAGGGCAAGGGCUACUAUACGUUGAAAUUUCAUUCUAGUGAGGACAAGGCUAUUGCGAAGUCGCAGCUGAUCUGGCAGCUUUCAACCGGAUCUUUACGUCUCCGGGAGUGGGUAAGGUAUUUCAAUCCUUACAAGGAAUCUUCUUCUCUGGCGCAAGUCUGGGUUCGUAUAUAUUAUUUACUUGUUGAGUUCUGGCAUCCGGAGGUUUUAUCCGGGAUUGGGCGAUGGCUGGGGCAGCCGCUAAAGAUAGAUGGGAAUUCGAUUGAUGAUGAAGUUGCACAGUAUGCUCGUAUCUUUGUUGAAAUUGAUCUUGCACAGCCGCUCGCGGAAAGCAUGGUGAUUGAUGGGGGUGACUAUUAUUUUAAUAUUGAUCUUAGUUAUGAAUAUAUUCCCCUCUAUUGUACGAAAUGUAAGAUCGUAGGACAUUCUGUGGAUCGAUGUCGCAAGGGGAAAAAGGUAGAAAAGUAG
Molecule: messenger RNA, 474 nt
Organism: Salvia miltiorrhiza (redroot sage)
Lineage: Eukaryota; Viridiplantae; Streptophyta; Magnoliopsida; Lamiales; Lamiaceae
Exons: 1
Coding region: 1-474 (157 amino acids)
Source: RefSeq, a predicted model, not a curated record